GCGACCCCAACCCCGACCCAAAGCAGGGCAUCGGCGCACGUGCUGCUCGCCUCCUCGCACGCACGGACGGGGCAGAGCCGGCCAGCCAGCCAGCCAGCCGCCGCCGAGAAGCAGUUGGGGAGGUGAGUUAACACGAAAGCGAAUCCUCUCGCUUUCGGUUCUUCAUUCAUUCGCCACCGCCACCUCCCUCAUUCCAUCCCCCUGGGUUCGGUUUGGAAUCCGGGGGAACACCGGCAGCCGGCAGGGGAAGCCACGGUCGCACGGCAUCCUCCCCCAUCCACAACCGCCAAGCGUGCUCGCGUACGCAGCCGCCGCCUCCUCCCCGAUCCGCCCAACAACAUCGCGCGAUUCCGUGCGCCCAAGAUCCGGUUAACUUCUCCUGUUGGCAAACUCCCCGACUUGGUACAAAGACUUCUGAAGUUGCAGUAUUUGGCAGCACUAUGAAACCUGAUUGGUUCAUUUUCUCCAAGCUUGAUCAUAACGGAGGAUACCUGCACAAGUUUCCACUAGGCUCUCCAAUCCCGCAUGACAUCGGGUUAGGAUUGAUAUCACAAGUUGGGGCUUUAGUCGAGAGUUCCUUUCAGCAUCCGCGGCAUGCAUGCUCUACAGGAAGUGGUGCAGUUCAGGAAGCAUUCAGCUGCUUCAACAAGGUUGCUGGAGCUUUCUAUUUCUGCCUUUCUAGAGCAUCGAAUCCCAAGAUUUUACACAGGUUGUCCGCUAUUGCGGGCUCUGGUUCAAGAGCCUGUCGGGCACAAAUAAAGCAAGUGACCUCUUGCAUGCAGCACUUGGCUGGAUUGCAAGUCAGAGAAGAGCAUGCUAUACAAAUGCUCUUAGCCAAGCUUGCAAACGCAACGCUUGGGCGAGCGUGGAAUGAGGUUGAGGAGCGUCAUGCCUGUAACAUUCUUAUGCUAGCUGCCGCUAGUGUAAUACCACCAUUUGAAAACAUAUCGCCAAAGAUGCUUGCGGACUCAAUGAUGUUGGGAAAAGAUGGUGACCAAAUCAGAGAACAUGUUGAUCAGCCUUAUUUGGACGAAAGGCGCCCAGGUUGUGCUCGUGUUGCUGUGCCAAGAACAAUAUUGCCGGAAGAUCUGACAGAACCAAGAACUGGGAUCAAGUUCCCUACUCUUCUUGAGGAGAAUUCCAAUCCAACCGCAGAGGUGCUUGUCGGGAUGGGUUACAGAAGUAUGCGGAUAAUGAAGGUCAAAAACCUGAAUCUUUAUGCCUUUGGAUUAUAUAUACAACCAGAUUCUAUCUGCAACAAGCUGGGUUCAAAGUAUGCUACUGUUCCAGUUGCCGAGCUGAAGGAUCACCCGGAUUUCUAUGAAGAUCUUCUGAGGGAAAAUAUUCAUAUGACAGUCAGACUGGUAGUUAGCUACAAUGGGCUUAGCAUUAGUGCAGUGCGAGAUGCGUUUGAGAAAUCUCUUGGCUUUCGACUGCAAAAGAUGAAUCCUAAUACUGAUUACCAUUGCCUAAAGACAUUUGGUUCUUACUUCAGGGAAGACAUUCGAAUACCUGUGGGUACAAAGAUCGACUUCCGUCAAACAUGUGAUGGCCAGCUUAUAACUGAAGUUGAUGGCAAACAAAUUGGUGCUGUCCAGAGCAAAGAUCUUUGCAGGGCUUUCUUCGAUAUGUAUAUUGGUGACCCACCUGUUUCAGUGGAGACCAAACAAGACAUCGCCCAGAAUGUGGGUGGGCUCAUUAGAAGAUGCUAGGGUAAGAGCAGACGGUCGUAAUUAUUUCAUUCUUCUAUACGGGGGAAAGGGCAUAUAGAGACGGGAAACCAGGAGAAGAUCAGUUGUAUGUAUAGUAGUGAUAGAUCUGUAACUUGUAAACUAUAGACUGGCAGAACUUGUAACUUGCAGAGGCUUAGCAUCUUCUCCUGGGCAAAUGCCUCCAUGAUUUUCAUGUUGGUUGGCAUUUGCUGUUUCCUUGCCAUUGUAUCAUGUACACUGAUCCCGUUAGAAGCGUAGCAGAGAGCGCGUGUUUCCUGCAUCAAUAACAAAAUAAUGGCUUCGGUUUUUUUCGACUGA
Messenger RNA from Aegilops tauschii subsp. strangulata, 2030 nucleotides. Its product is annotated as fatty-acid-binding protein 2. Gene Ontology annotation, cellular component: chloroplast stroma. The record is from RefSeq and is a predicted model, not a curated record. Gene Ontology annotation, molecular function: fatty acid binding; intramolecular lyase activity. Lineage: Eukaryota; Viridiplantae; Streptophyta; Magnoliopsida; Poales; Poaceae.